GGAAAGUUGCAGAACACUGUCCGAGAGAGAUAGAGAGAGGAAGAGACCGACCUGUCUUAAGUCUGUCUAAAUUGUUCACCUAAAGUACUGAUGGAGUUUGUAACGGGAUACCGUGACUCUCUGGUUGAUUUUACCGACGCUAUGUUCCGCUGGUACCGAGCUUACCUAGUGGAACGGGGAGCCGCUGAGAGCCUGGCCGGGAGAGAGGACCGCUGCGCCGGUCUCCCGGUUGACGCGGCCAGCCCGCGGUGGAUUCUGCACGUCCUCGGCGGCUCCGGUACCGGGCAAGCACAGCCGCUGGACGAGCGCUUAUUGGAGGACAGCGAGGCUCUGCUGAGCGCAGACGAGCUGCGGAGCUACGUUUCCACGAGCAACACGCAGGGAGCGCCUCAGCCGCGGCUCCUGUUUGUGACUGACGAGCACGGCGCUCUCCUGGGGUUUGAGUUUGGGGAGUCCGGCGGCGGGGACGAGGGGCGCGCUCUGCAGGAGAUUAUCAGGGGGCUGCUGUGCCGCUGCAUGGAGACCCCGCUGAGCGGCGGGGAGCCCCGGAGACCGGAGAACCUGGCGGUUGGGGACGCGGAAGUGCACUGCUACCUCUUGCUCCCCCUGCUGCCUCUCUCUCUCUUUCGCUGCGUCUCCCCCUUCCCUCCGUACAGUGUGAAGUGCCGGGCUGUGUUUUAUUGCUCUGAAAAAUGCAAGAAAAUCGACUGGAAGAAGAGCCCUGAUGAUGUCAGUCACCAGAACUGGUGCUCCAAGCUGCAGAGCUACAUGUGUGCUCUUCGACACGACCAAGUGACCUCUGACACCUUCGACCAGGAGCGCUUCCUGUCCUCCAGAGCACUUAAUUGUGGGUACUGGGUGAAGCAAAGCAUGCUGGUCCAAGCCUUCAACUACGAGCUGCUGCCAUUCUGGGACCCUAGCACUGAGUGCACCCCCGCCUGCCUCCGAGGAAGGAUGAACCCUUACGAUCCCCUGAAGAAGGAAGGAAGGAUCCUGAUGCAGACUGUCCCAGUCGCGGGUCCCAGUGUCAAAGCACCUCUGGCCUCGUGGAGUGAUUAUUACAAGUGGCGCGGGUUCGAUCUCGACUCUCCCGUGGCAGCUCUGCUCUCCUACCCGCUGACCAUCUAUUACAUCAUCACCUCCCUCGCCCCGCGCCACUUCCCUGAGCUCAAUAUCCUGAAUAAGCAGUCCCUGAAGAUCCACAUCAUAGAGGGAGCGAAGGAGUUCAGCAUGCUGCUGGUGUUCUGGGAGCUGUCCGUCUUGCUGCCCCACGUGGCCUUUGAGAUCCACUUCGUGGGGGAGGCGCUGCCGAAAGAAGCAGACGAACAGCAGGCAAUCCUGCAGAGGAAGGAUGGUCACGUGACACUGGUGCACCCCAACUUUGUCUCCGAGGAGAAAACGGACAAGAGGAUCGUCCGGGUCAAAGGUUACUCCCGGCCCUAUCACAUGCUGCAGGGACCCAAGCCUGACCUUGUGAUUGGGUUUAACUGCGGCUUUGGACUCAGUGACACCUGGAUCAGCUCCCUACCCAGACUGCAGUCCCUGAGGGUCCCGGCCUAUUUCUCCGAGUGCAGUGAGUACAGCUGUGCCGUGAGUCAGCUAAGCAUGAGCACAGCGACGGGGGGCUCCGUCAGCGAGGCCGGGGUUAACCCCUUCCGCUCCCCGCUGCGCGUCGCCGGGGGUGACAACAACAUGCCGUGGUACUCCAAUGCUUUCCUCUUCCACCUGAUUUAUAAAGUCGCCCAGAACGGCAAACGUGAGCAGCAGCAAGCACAGAACCUACAGCGCCCUCACCUGGUCAACCCCCACAAUUACACCCGGCCCCAGCAGAGCAACCAUCCCACUGCUGGCAGCAAACCCAGAGGCUCCGAGGACUCUCCCCCCGACAGUGGCAAGCGGACGCGCAAGGAGAAGAAGCAGGCACGCAACGCGGGGCGCCGGAGGAAGCAGUGACUCAUGGGAACAGAGGAGGGGGGACGGGGGGAGGGGCGUAGAAACGCGAGAUCACAAGAAUAUUAUUUUUUUUUCUUUAAAUCAUAGAAACAUUUUAA
Messenger RNA from Polyodon spathula (Mississippi paddlefish), 2051 nucleotides. Its product is annotated as zinc finger MYND domain-containing protein 15-like. The transcript is spliced from 13 exons. The record is from RefSeq and is a predicted model, not a curated record. Gene Ontology annotation, biological process: negative regulation of DNA-templated transcription. The coding region runs from base 91 to 1953 and encodes 620 amino acids. NCBI's taxonomy places the organism in Eukaryota, Metazoa, Chordata, Actinopteri, Acipenseriformes, Polyodontidae. Gene Ontology annotation, molecular function: histone deacetylase binding.